GGUCGCGGCGAAGCUGAACAUUGUUCCCGUGCGCCGCGGCUACUGGGGCAACAAGAUUGGUGAGCCGCACACAAUCCCGAUGAAGGUGACGGGCAAGUGCGGCUCCGUGGCCGUCCGCCUGGUCCCCGCACCGCGUGGCACCGGCAUCGUCGCCGCCCCCGUCCCGAAGAAGAUUCUGGAGUUUGCCGGCGUCGAGGACGUGUACACAUGCUCCUGCGGCAAGACCCGCACGCGCGGCAACUUCAUCAUGGCGACCUUCUAUGCCCUGCGCAAGACCUACGGCUUCCUGACACCCGACCUUUGGGCCGAGACGGAGGUCUCGCGCGACCCCACGGACGAGCACUCGGACUUUCUCACCAUGGGAGGCAAGAUGAUCGCCGCGUGA
Molecule: messenger RNA, 385 nt
Organism: Trypanosoma conorhini
Lineage: Eukaryota; Euglenozoa; Kinetoplastea; Trypanosomatida; Trypanosomatidae
Product: 40S ribosomal protein S2
Exons: 1
Biological process (GO): translation
Cellular component (GO): ribosome; cytosolic small ribosomal subunit
Molecular function (GO): RNA binding; structural constituent of ribosome
Source: RefSeq, a predicted model, not a curated record